AUGAACAAGAUCAAAUCAAUACAAGCCCUCAACCAGAAGGAGCUAGAAAAUGGCAUCACCCCAGAAGCUUCCUGGCACGCCGACUACCGCGACACCGCCUUUGUAUACUUUGGCGGACUACCCUCGGAGCUCUCCGAAGGAGACGUGAUCGUCAUCUUCUCCCAGUUCGGCGAGCCCGUCUUCGUGAAACUCGCCCGCGACAAGGAGACGGGCAAGUCGCGCGGCUUCGGCUGGCUCAAGUACGCAGACCAGCGCAGCACCGACCUGGCCGUGGAUAACCUCGGUGGCGCCAACAUCUUGGGCCGCAUGCUGCACGUCGACCACGCGCGCUACAAGCCCCACGAAGACGAUGACCCGGAAGAGGGCAAGGUCGACUGGAAGUCCAUGCAAAGGAUGCAGGGCAAGAGCGCGGACACGGACGAGGAGGAAAGCGACGAGGAAGACGACGAUCGCAAAGAAAAGGAAAAGAAGCGCGCGCGGGAUCGGAGGAGACCCGAGCUCAAAGAGGAGCGGGAAUUGGCCAAGCUCAUGGACGAACACGACGAGGACGACCCGAUGAAGGCUUUCCUGAUCGAGGAGAAGAAGAAGGAGAUCAAGGACGCGCGGGAGAGGCAGGAUAAAAAGUCGAGGCGAGACAAGGACAGCCACCGCGAAAGGCCCCACCGCGACGAUCGGGACAGGCACCGGGACCGGAAACACAGGUCGCGGAGACAUGGCAGCCGCGGGGCAGACGACGACCGCGACGACCGCGACCGCGCGAGAGAAAAGAGGGAGGAUGGCAAGCGAAGCGACGAAAAGCGGCGCGAGAGCCCGGACGAGAGGCACAGGGAGGAGGAAGAGGGCGCUAGGAGUAGGGACCCCUACGCGGAGGAGCGCGAGCGCAGGAUGAGGGACAAGGAACGGCGGCUGGAGGCGAACGCGCCGCACGACAAGGAUGGCCCCGAGGAUAGGCGCAAGAGGAGGAAAAACGACGACGAUGACGCCGAUUCCCGCCGGCAAGACAGGGACGAGAGGCCGCGCCACCGGGAGAGGAGAAGGAGCCGGAGUCGGUCACCAUGA
This is a messenger RNA of Parascedosporium putredinis, 1059 nucleotides long. The record is from the annotation of a GenBank genome assembly. NCBI's taxonomy places the organism in Eukaryota, Fungi, Ascomycota, Sordariomycetes, Microascales, Microascaceae.